UCUGCGCCUGCCCCUCUGCCCGGCCCAUCAUGCCAUUGCUGGAUUUUUUCUGGGCUUGCUUCAAAAGAGCCAAGUGUUUCACAUUGCUAGAAGAUAAAAAAGAUGCAGAAAUCGAAGCCAAGAAAGCUUGUGACUGGCUGCGAGCGGCGGGAUUCCCUCAGUAUGCCCAGCUUUACGAAGACUCGUCGUUCCCUCUCGACAUCAGCGCUGUGAAGAAGGACCACAGCUUCCUGGACCAGGACUCCCUCAAAUCCCUGUGCAGGAGGCUGAUGACCCUGAACACAUGUGCCUCCAUGAAGCUGGAAGUCCACUUUCAACGUAAACAGAAUGAAGACUCCGAGGAGGAAGACCUGUGCGCCAUCAGUGACCGGUGGGCUUUUCAGAGGGACAGCAAGAGGUGGUCCCGGGUGGGGUCCGUCGACGUCCUCUCCCAGGGCUCUGAGGUCCUGAGCUCCACCAUGCGGCUGGCGUCCAGCCACGAGAGCGUCCUCACAGACCUCAGCACCAACCCGGAGGCUGUGUCCCUGCACAGCAGUGGCAGCACGCUGGGCGUUGGAGCCACGCCGCCCGACCCCCCGUCCCCCAUCCUCACUGCCGCCGCCAUCACCACCUCCAGCCGCAGUGUGAGUGAGCGCUCCUUGCCGGAGCAGCCCUCGAGCCACAGCGAGGGCUCCAAGGAGAAGCUGAAGAAGCGACGGUCUCGCAGCUUCCUAAAGAGGAUUGAGUCCCUCCGAAGGAAGGACAAAGAGAAAGCUGGCCCAGACGAGAAGGCGGCCCCACAUGGCAGCAUCACAGCCACAUCAGGAUGGGGGUCCCUGAAGGCUAAUGGGGACCUUGCAGCCAACAAGGGCAACUCCCCUAAAAGAGGAAUAUCUGCCUCUUUCCGUGGCAAAAAACACUUCUUCUCGGUAUCGUACAGGACUAACCGCUUGCUAGGUUCAGGCGGGAGCAAGGUGAGUUCUGACUCGAAACGCAGUGGAGUCUACCUGGAGGACUACGAAACAGCCGUGACAGCCAGCAGCUACUGGGCUGCUGGAGAGUGCCAGCACCGGCAGGCAUGCCGGGGGGAUUGCUUGGUCUAUAUCCCCCGGGACCACAAGCCGGGCACCUUCCCCAAAUCCCUCUCCAUCGAGAGCUUGUGUCCCUUGGGUGGCAGCUCCCUGACCCACUGGAAAUCGGGGAAUGCGCCUGUCGGGCUGGUGGGAGGUGGUGGGGGCGGCAGCAGCAGCAGCGUGGAGGGCUCGUGCUCCCCGCGGGGCUUCGCCUGCCGCCGGCGGCGGGGCUCCUGCAGCUCCCUGGGCAGCCGGGUCAGUGUGUACGACAACGUGCCAGAGUUCGGCAGCAGCGAGGAUUUCUGCAAGGAGGAUGGGGAGGUGACCUACGAGAACCUCGAUGACAUACUGCAGCACAUGUGGGGGCUGCAGCAGAAGGUGGAGCUCUGGUAUAAAGCCAUCUCCCCCGACCUGGCUGGGGAGGAAGGGGGCGAGGAGGAUGAGGAUGAAGAGUCGGACUCGGGAGGGGAACCCUCCAACCUGCACUUCGAAGAGCGGUCCAUGUCGGAUGUCGGCACCUCUGCCAGCGACUUUGACAGCACGGGCAACUCCCUCAACGAGGCUGAAGAGAUCGAGAUGCGGGAGCGCCGGGACUCGGGGGUGGGAGCAUCGCUCACCAGGCCCUGCAGAAAGCUGCGCUGGCACAGUUUCCAGAACUCGCACCGGCCCAGCCUGAACUCUGCCUCCCUGGAGAUCAACCGCCAGUCCUCUGCCCAGCUCAACCUGCUCCAGAAGUGCUCCCUGCUCCGUCUCACGGCCAUCAUGGAGAAGUACUCUGUGCCCCACAAGCAAGCCUGGACGUGGACUGUGCCCAAGUUCAUGAAGCGGAGUAAAGUCCCCGACUACAGGGACAAGAUGGUCUUCGGGGUGCCGCCCAUCAUCAACGUGCAGCGGACGGGGCAGCCCCUGCCGCAGAGCAUCCAGCAGGCAAUGCGCUACAUCCGCAGCCAGUGCCUGGACCAGGUUGGCAUUUUCCGAAAGUCAGGGGUGAAGUCCCGGAUUCAGGCGCUCCGGCACAUGAAUGAAACCAGCCCUGACAAUGUCAACUACGACGGGCAGUCGGCGUACGACGUGGCUGACCUGCUGAAGCAGUAUUUCCGCGACCUGCCAGAGCCCAUCUUCACCAGCAAGCUGACGGACACCUUCCUGCAGAUCUACCAGUUCGUGUCGAAGGAGCAGCGGCUGCAGGCGGUGCAGGCAGCCAUUAUCCUCAUGCCGGACGAGAACCGGGAGGUGCUGCAGACCCUGCUCUACUUCCUGAGCGACAUCGCUUCUGCGGAGGAGAACCAGAUGACCGCUGGGAACCUGGCCGUGUGCCUGGCCCCCUCCAUCUUCCACCUCAACGUGUCCAAGAAGGAAAGCACCUCGCCGAGGGUGAUACAUAAGAGGGGCACCAUGGGGAAGCCUGACCAGAAGGACCUCAACGAGAACAUGGCUGCGACGCAGGGGCUCUCCCACAUGAUCACUGACUGCAAGAAGCUCUUCCAGGUAUCCCAUGACAUCUUGCUCCAGCUGAGCAGCUCGUAUAUGGCAGCAGAUGCUUACCCCCAUCCCCUGGCUGACUUCGUGUGUCAGGGGGAAAGCAAGGAUUUACACUCCUACUUCGAGCAGAGCGUCCAGAGCCUGCUCAAAGAAUCGUCGGAGAAAUUCAAGGGGUGGCUGAGCACCCCGGGGCCCCUGAACACAGAGCUCUCCUGCAAAAAGGUUGGGGAUGGGCACCCUCUGCGCUUGUGGAAGGUCUCCACAGAGGUCGAGGCCCCUCCCGCCACCGUGCUGCACCGGGUGCUUCGGGAGCGUCACCUCUGGGAUGAGGACCUGCUGCAGAGCAAAGUGGUGGAGGCCCUGGACAAGAACAUGGAGGUCUACCACUACGUCACGGACAGCAUGGCACCCCACCCGCGCAGGGACUGCGUGGUGCUCCGGCGCUGGCGCACGGACCUGCCACGGGGAGCCUGCCUGCUCAUCUCCAUCUCGGUGGAGCACGACAAGCUGCCGGUGGAGGGAGGCGUCAAAGCUGUCGUGCUGAUGUCCCAGUACCUCAUCGAGCCCAGCGCCAUGGGACGCUCCAAAGUGACCCACAUCUGCAGAGCUGACCUCAGGGGCCGAUCUCCCGAGUGGUACAACAAGGUCUUUGGCCACCUCUGCGCCAUGGAGCUGGCGAGGAUCCGAGACUCUUUCCCAGCCCUGAGUCCCAAUGGUCCCGAGACGAAGAUCUGAGGCACCAGGAAGAUGCUCUGUCCUGUCUGACGUGGACUUGCUGGUGGAUCCGGGCUGGGGCUCUCAGAGGGGAGCACGGUGCAGGCAGCCAGCCGUGGAGGGGGAGGCAGAGGCUGGUGCGCUUGCAGGCACAUAUUUAUAAGCAUCCUUUUACCCUGGGCUGGGCAUUCCCCAUCCCACCGUCCCUGCUUCUGCUUCAGCCGCCCCUUGCUCAAGCGCGCUGCUGCACAGCAGGUUGGCCGCAGAGGGCGAAGCCGUGCAGCCCAUGGUCUCGGCAGGAGGGGUUGGUGAGCAGAGGGAAAGAGAGGGGCUGUGGGGGUGACCCCCCAGGAAGGCAGCCUGCGGGCAGGGCUGGGAAGCAGCCGGCCCAGGCUGACCUGGGUCCCCCCAUGCGAGCCGGGAGCAGCCGCGGGGGCGAAGGUGUGUGGAGCGAAGCGGGAGGGCGCAGAGGCGCGGAUGAAGCGAGUGGGGAGGACGGUGCUGCGCCUGUAGGUCGCAGCGCUGUGUUGGGAAGUGAAGGAUGGGCAGCAAGGCGUGGAUCGUGUGCGGUGUCACCCAGCGGGGACAGCCAGGGAGUCACUGUGAGAACCUGCUUGGUAGUGGAAGAGGCUGCUGUUCUGGGAGGAGGGAGGCUACAUCUAGAUAUCUAGGUAUGCCUUGAGUGCCAGCCCUUGUCGAGUGGCAGAAGGAACCUAUUGCCAUUACCUCUGGUGCUGAAUUUCGUAGGAGAAGAAGAAAAAGCCCUCUAGUCCUGUGCCUUGCUCUUACUCGGCUAAAAGCCCUCUCUUGUGCACUAGGUUUCAGUGGGGGCUGGAUGGAUGAUGUUCCAAGGCAAGCCUGUCCCUCGAAACCAGCCCACCCGUCAUCUGGAGGGGGCAGGACAUGUCUAGAGCCCCAGGGCAGCUGCCCUUGUGGUUAGCUACAAGCUGGGAAGGGGCAGUGCCCCACCGGGCUGGUUACAAGGAGGCACCGUGGGAGGGAGGGAGGGAGGGAGGGAUACGGCCAGUGCUGCAGCUCCCAAUUCCUUGCUGCUGUUGGGGUUCACAUUGCACUGUCCCGGAGAGGGGAGGAGCGCAGAGCAGCCUUGCCAGCACCGGCUGCACCGCGGCAGAGCUCUGGGCUGAAAGCUUUGGCCAAGGCAGCCUGAGCACACCGAAGGGCUGUGCUCGUCCCAGCUAACGAGGGGACAAUGCAAGCAAAGCAUGGUAGCCCAAGCUGGGCCAAGUACGUGCCAGCUGCUCAGGCCGGGCUCAGUCCUGUCCUGGCCCCUGCAGUAAGGUAGUGUGGCAGGGAGGUGGAGUUGUCCUGGAUUCACCCCUCUUUGGGCAGCUACAGGUGGCAGAGCCCGUGCCCCUCCUGGGUGCAGAGCUACUCCCUGCAGAGACGUCCAUUCCCCUUCCCAUCCCUCCCUUUUCCUCCGCAGAGAAACCGUCUGCUGUAGCUAACAGCACCCGGGACCCGACCUGGUUUCUCCGUUCAGGCAGGGACCCAAGUUACCAGACAUCAUUCCAACUGGAAGGCAACAUGACCCACACGCGGGAGUGAUUCCCGGUGUCAGUUUUGCCGUAACACAUCCCAUCUGUCUCUCUUUUGGUGGAAAAAAAAAAGCAACCCAGCCUGUAUUCUGUGUUUUUAUAUAUAUAUAUUUUAUAUAUAUAAAAUAUAACUAACAUUUGGGGGAGUGAUUUUUCUCCUAAUAUUUUUUUAAAAUGUUUCUUUUUUUCUAUCUAUAAAUACUUGUACAGUUGGAAUAUUAAUAUAUAACUCUGGCGGUAGAGCUCAGCACCAGGUGAUGUUCACUUAAAAGACGUGUAUUUUGUAAUUAAGGGACUUUUGUUUUGUAUCAUAUGCAACUGCAACAGAUUGUUUGACUUGGAUCGGGGCUGCUCUUCC
Molecule: messenger RNA, 5162 nt
Organism: Aptenodytes forsteri (emperor penguin)
Lineage: Eukaryota; Metazoa; Chordata; Aves; Sphenisciformes; Spheniscidae
Gene: STARD8
Product: StAR related lipid transfer domain containing 8
Exons: 15
Coding region: 30-3269 (1079 amino acids)
Biological process (GO): regulation of Rho protein signal transduction; signal transduction; actin cytoskeleton organization
Molecular function (GO): GTPase activator activity; lipid binding
Source: RefSeq, a predicted model, not a curated record